CGGGAGACUCCUCCCCCCGUUCCGGAGCGGCAGGGCAACCGCGCAAUAGGAGCGAGCCGGCGGGCCGAGUGAACCAAUCCGCGCGGGUGGGAGGGCUCCGGCCGCAAGAUGGCGGCGCCCAGGCGCGCGCACGUGGAGGGGGCUGAGGCGUUGGAUGCCGUGUUCCCGCGGGACGUGGCGCUCUUUGCCGAUGCUUUCCCCGCCGAGGCCCGGUACCACUUCUGCGGCUACGGGCUCCGCAUAGCGCAGCACCACGGCUCCCGGCUCGGCGUGGCGGCGCCUGUCUGGGAGGCGCUGCCCCCUCCAUCUGUUCAUCGGGGCAGGGGGCGACCCAGAGCAGUCCCCAAAGGAACCGCAUCCCUUGUGUUCCCUUCUGACAUGUCUCCAUCAACACAUGCGACCCUGUCCUCCAUGCCACAGGCGCUUGCCCUGUGCCAGUACUUUGAGGAGCAGCAGCUGGAUUUCCGGGGCAAGCAGGUGAUCGAGCUGGGUGCUGGGACAGGCAUCGUGGGCAUCCUGGCCACCCUGCUUGGGGGAGAUGUGACCCUCACGGACCUUCCACUGACUUUGGAGCAGCUCCGGGAGAACGUAGCCCGUAACGUGCCAGCGGAGCACAUGGCUCGGGCCCACAUCCGCGCCCUGUCCUGGGGCCUGGAUCACGAGCAGUUCCCGAGUGGCUAUGAUGUCAUUCUGGGGGCUGACAUCAUCUACCUGCGGGACACGUACCCACUGCUGCUCCGCACCCUACAGCACUUGAGCGGCCCCAGCUCCACCAUCUACUUGGCAUCCAAGAUGCGGCAGGAGCACGGCACGGCCGAGUUCUUUGAGACGCUGCUUCCCCGGCACUUUGCCUGCGAGCUGGUCCAGCGGGACGAGCAGGAGAACAUCAGCAUUUACCGGGUCACACGGCGGUGAGGCAGGGGCCGUGCUUUGCCCCCAGAUUUUAGGGGGAUGGGUGCAGGCUUUUCUAACCAAGCCGCAUCCGUAGUAAAUCAGCAUCCCUGUUGAUCGAGCCACCAGCAUCCACCCAUGCUAGGGGGGAGCGUGAUUCUGCUCUCUGGACAAACACAGAACUGGACCAUGUUUCUGUGCCAGCAACAGGGAGCCAGGACAUUACCAGCCCUCCCCUCCUGCAUUGGGAGUGGGUGGAUGUGGCAACCCCCAGAACCAGAUGCCAGCUUUGGGGAGAUCUUUUUGGAGGAGGAUUCUGAGCCACCAGCAAAAGAACCUCAUACCAGGAAAGCCAGACGGGAAUAACCAGCAUUGAACGUCCCUUCAGAGACACCGUGGUGCCUUGCAUGUAUCUCUUUUCUUUUUUUGUUGUGAUGCUCUAUGAGAAAUAAAGGUGGGUUUCAUGCCA
Molecule: messenger RNA, 1360 nt
Organism: Alligator sinensis (Chinese alligator)
Lineage: Eukaryota; Metazoa; Chordata; Crocodylia; Alligatoridae
Gene: EEF1AKMT3
Product: EEF1A lysine methyltransferase 3
Exons: 3
Coding region: 109-915 (268 amino acids)
Biological process (GO): peptidyl-lysine methylation
Cellular component (GO): cytoplasm; cytosol
Molecular function (GO): protein-lysine N-methyltransferase activity
Source: RefSeq, a predicted model, not a curated record